AAAGUGACAACUGAAUGAACGAAGUGACUCAAGUUAGAAAUCUUGGUAUUGCUCCCCUGGCGAAAUUCUAAAUGAAUUUUGCAAUGUUUAUGUGUUAUUGAGUGUAACUCAUGGUAUGACGUGUGAAAAUGACUUCGAAGAGUAAGAAUGCCGUGCGUGGUUUUGAAACAGAGAUCGACAAAAGUCGAGAGGAGGCCAACUGGAAAAAGGCUGUGGAGUUAGCUCAACAACUUAAGUCUAGAUCACCUCAGCAUGAAAGUCUAGCACAUUUCUUAAUAGGAGAAGGAAAGCUCGAGGCAUACCUUGAUGAGUGGCCUCCCAUCAAAGAAAACAUAGAACGAGCUCAAAGGGAGUUGUCUGAAGCCCGAGGUUAUCUAACCUUAGCUACAGAUGAAGCGGGGAAGAAGGCAGGAGUGGCAUUAGACGCUCAGUUGUUAUUAGGAAAAUUGAACUAUGCUUGUGGGUCAUAUGAUGAAGCACUCAAACAUUACAAAUUGGCUGAAUUAAACACUUUGACAGAGAAGGAGCUACCUGUACGAAGUCUGCGCAUAGUGGCAGAGUCCUAUGCUAUAAAAGGUUUCUGCCUGGAACAGAAUGCUGUACCGAGUUCAACGAGUCGUUAUAAGCAAGCCGAGAGGGAGGCUGAGAUGAUUCGCUGUUUCGAGCUAGCUUCCGACCUGACCCUGCUGUACCUACAACGCAACAGCUCAGCGCGUGCCGGCCCCACGCUGGAGACGGCCCUGCAGCGCGCCCCCAUCCUGCACAUCCGAGCCGGCCGGCUGCAUAGCGCCAUCGACAGAUACCGUGAAAUGUUGACCGCAGUAGAGUCUGUCUCCACUCAAGCUUUGAGGCUGACCCUCACAAGGCAGCUGGCGGAGGUGCUCCUCAGAGGGGUCACGGGACAGGUGUACAAGCCACCGGUGGCCGUGGCGCCGGCCCAGGGCACCCUGACGAGGAGGAGAGAGGAUCAUGUCUCCGAAGGACCGUGGAAACCAAAGAAGUAUGCCGCUUUAAAUCAGUUCGUGCCGCGCAACGAGCACGAGGAGGUGCUGGUGCUGGUGCUGGUGGGGGAGGCCAUGGCGGCGCGGGACGGGGUGCUGUCCCAGAGCGCAGAGUUCGCCGCCGCCCGGGACCACUCGCUGCACACCGCGCUCGCGCUCAUCGACCUGCUGGCGCUCGCCGCCCUGCGCUGGGGGCUGCGCCCGCUGGUGCUGGAGUCGUUAGAACGCGCCAUGAAGUUCUCGUUCGGGUGCGCGCACGUGUGGCGGCAGCGCGCCCUGGCCGCGCACGCACACGCGCAGGCGCACGCGCAGACGCACGCGCAGGCCGACGCUCGGCCGGGCGGCGGCGCGUGGGACGCCAGCGUGCGGGCGCGCGCCGUGUCGCAGCGAGCGCGCCCGCUCGUGCCGCACGACGCCGCGCUGCGCCUGGUCACCGCCAGCACCGACUACAGCACGGGCUGGAUAGAGGAGGGUAUAGCCAUGGCGGAGGAGGCCCUGGCCAUAGAGGAGGAGCAGCAGGGUCCGCUGCUGGCCCGCUGCUGUCUGUACGCCGGGAUCGGUUACCAGAUGAAGGCCCAGAAAACGAAUUAUCGUCUAGACAAAGAAGCGGCUAACGAGACGUCCCUGAAGUACCUGGUGAGGGCGGCGCAGCUGGACCCCAACGACCACCUGGCGUUCUACCACCUCGCGCUGCAGUACAUGGACAUGGGGAUGCUCAACGAGGCGAUGGAUGCGACGCGAUCCUGUCUGGAAGCGCGUGCUGAGUGCAGUGGCGCGCUGAUAGUCGCCGCCAAACUGUGGUCCUGCGCGUGCGCCGGCCGCAGGCAGACGCGCGCACUCAGCGCCGCCGCCCUCGCGCGCACGCACGCGCCGCACUCCCAGCACGCGCUCGCCACGCACGCCGCCCUGCAGCUGCUCUGGGACACGCCCGAGGCGGCCCUCGCGACGGGCAAGGAGCUGCUGUCCCUGUUUAGCUGCGACGCGGAGGCGGACGCGGAGGCGGGCGGGCGCGCGGAGCUGGACGCGCUGUCCGACUCGCAGCAGGACGACGCGCAGAGCGCCCGCGCCGCCGGACACUCGUCGGUGCGCGCGGAGAUGGCGGAGGCGGGCCGCGUGGAGCGCGCGCUGUGCUCGGGCGCGUCGGGCGCGUCGGGCCGCGCGCCGCCCUCCGCGCGGGCGCAGCACCGGGCGCGCGCCUGGCUGCUGCUCGCCGACAUCUGUCUGCGGUUGGACCGAGUGAGUGCGGCCGCCGGCUGCGUUGCUGAAGCGGCAGCGCUGACGCCGUACAGCCACCUAGUUUUUUACACGCGCGGGCUGGUGCACGCGGCGAGCUCGGAGUGGCUGGAGGCGCGGCUGUGCUUCCAGAACGCGCUCGCCAUACAUCCCACGCACCUCGAUAGUCUGCUGCAUUUAGGCGAGGCGUACUACCGGCUGGGCUGGCUGGGCCUGGCGGAGAAGGCGGUGCGCGAGGGCGCGGCGCUGCAGCCCGGGCGCGCCGACGCGUGGGCUCGCCUGGCGCGCGUGCUGCACGCCGCCGCCGACCCGCCCGCCGCCGCCGACGCCGCCAUCGCCGCGCUGGCGCUGCACGCGCGCCGCCCCGCGCACCUCUAGCGCGCCCCCGCACCUAAACUAUAACCAUCUUUAUUAGUCAAUUAUUUUUAUAUUCAAAUAAAAUAAUAAUGAGUUGUUGAUUGAUAUAAUAUUCCUUUAUUAUUCUUUUUAUUUAAUUGAACAAAAAGCAUUAUUACAAACAUUUGUAUCGGCACCGACCGCGCGAAGCCGGGGUACGGGUCGGGGAGGGUUGGGGAGGGGCCGCAAGCACAGACAACACAAGGAGUAUUUGUACUGACGAACACAACAAGUGUCACUGGGUGGUGGUGCGGUGGCCGCAACAGCCAUGCCUUCCAGCUCAAUGGGAUAUCACCCGAUACACUUGAGAU
Molecule: messenger RNA, 2941 nt
Organism: Bombyx mandarina (wild silkworm)
Lineage: Eukaryota; Metazoa; Arthropoda; Insecta; Lepidoptera; Bombycidae
Gene: Ttc7
Product: tetratricopeptide repeat domain 7
Source: RefSeq, a predicted model, not a curated record